This is a messenger RNA of Anopheles marshallii, 3174 nucleotides long. Its product is annotated as dentin sialophosphoprotein. Bases 1 to 3174 code for a protein of 1057 amino acids. The record is from RefSeq and is a predicted model, not a curated record. NCBI's taxonomy places the organism in Eukaryota, Metazoa, Arthropoda, Insecta, Diptera, Culicidae. The transcript has 11 exons.
AUGCGACGAAUUUCAGUGUGGGUCCUGUUGGGCCUAGCGCUGUUUACCCUUAGCACUGCGGGAUUACAGGUACAAGCUGAAGCACCAACCGAGUACGAAUGCAGACCUUACAUUGAGAGAGCCAUUAAAGAUCUAAAGUCCGAAUCAGCGGAAGUUGCCGACGAAAAUGCCAGCAUAGAGAACACGAUCGAUGUAACAAGCCAGGAAGAGGAGGACAACACGGCAGCGGAGGAAGUGAGUACCGAGGAAACGGACGCAGCUGCGGACGAUGGUUCGGAAGAGAUAACUCCCUCGGAAGAGGUACAGGAGCAGUUGUUUGCCGAUGAAGCGGAGGACGAAGCGACCGAAGCGGACCCGGCAGCUGAUGGAGAGUCGGAAAAUGUAGAAGACACGGAAGAAACCGAACAGGACGAGGACGAUGAGGACGAUGAGGACAACCAGGAUGAGCAGGACGAGGAGGACGCAACCGAAGAAAAUGUGCAAUCCGAGGAAACCGAACCGACCGUGUCCGAAGAAGCUGAACAGUCUGAGGACGUCCAAACGGAAUCGGAAGAGCUGACGUCCGAAGAAUCCGCCAACCAGGUGCUGGACGACAAUGAGGAGGAUGACGAUGAUGGCGAGGAUGAUGACGACGAGGAGGAGAAUGAUGAUGUAGCUACGGUAGAAGUCACUCAAUCCGCGGAGGAAGCUACCGAGAGACAGGAAAAAGAAACUGAUGAUGAAGAUGACGACGAAAACGAUGAUGAUGGUGAUGAUGAUGAGGAUGAUGAAGACGAGACGCCAGUAAAAGUAGACGAUGAGACCAAAUCAGAGGAACAGAAUGAUGACGAUGACGAAGAAGAGAAUGAUGAUGAUGAUGAUGAUGAUGAUGAUGAAGAGGAAGAACAUGAAGAACAAAAUAAUACUGAAGAUGAUGAGGAUGAUGAUGUAGAAGAGGAAAAUGCUGCUAAAGGCUCGUACGACGAUCGUGAGCAGGAAGAUGAUGAAAAUGCUUCUGCAGAAGAUGAUGAGGAUGACGAUCUAGAAGAGGAAAAUGCUGCUAAAGCAUCGUACGACGAUCGUGAGGAGGAAGAGGAUGAAGAUGUUUCUGCGGAAGACGCAGAUACCGUCUCAGAGGAGGGUAGUGAAAAUGACGAAGUAGUCGAUAGUUCCGAGGACACUAACCAGAAUGACGAUUUGGAAGGAACAAAUUCAGAGGAACAGGAAACUGACACAGAUAACGACGAUGAAGAUGAAGAUGAUUUGACUGAGGAAUCGGUGGCUAGUGGUGAGGAAGCUGACACGGAAGAGGCACCGACCAGUGGAGAAGUGGAAGAUGAUGACGAUGAUGACAAUGUGAGUGAAGAAACGGAACGUGAUACAGUGGAAACCAGUACUGCAACAAGCGAGGAGGAGAACGACGAUUCUGAACCUGAGGCUAGUGAGCAAUCUGAGGAGCAAGUGGUCGAAAGUCAGGAAGAUGAUUCUGCUCCUCAGGAUGAUGCUUCCAAGGAAGAGCCUGCCGACGAGAGCAGCGAGGACGCAACCACUGUAGAGGAUGUAGAAUCAACCUCUCAGGAGCAGGAAGAACAAAGCGCUGAAGAGGCAUCCGAUGUCCAGGAAGCUGCUGAAGAGAGUGCUGAGGAAGCUGACGCAGAAUCGGCAGAACAGGAAACCCCUGACGCGGAAGAUGAAAGCGAAGAGGAGGUCGUUGUGAAGCAGGACUCGGAGGAAUCUUUGGCCCAGGCAGGGGAAGAAAGUGUUGAGAAAGCAUCCGAAGAAACCGAAACCGAAUCACAGGAAGAGUCAUUCCCCGAGGAAGAUCUGCUAUUGGAGUACGAAAUUCCAUCGAACCUUAGAGAUACUACGCACAUCUACGAACUGCUGAAUAUCAACGACGACGCACCCGCCCGGGAGAAGGCCCUGCAAGAUACGGCCGACGUGAUCUUGCGCGAUCUUAAGCGUAUCUACGACAACUCGAUCAAACCCCUCGAAACCUUGUACAAGUAUCGCGAUCUCAGCAACCGUCACUUUGGCGAUCCGGAGAUAUUCUCGAAACCGCUCGUGCUGUUCAUGGGUCCGUGGAGCGGUGGCAAAUCAACCAUUCUGAACUAUCUGACACACAAUGAGUACACGCCUAACUCUGUGCGGACAGGUGCUGAACCGUCGCCCGCAUACUUUAACAUUUUAAUGCACGGUGACGAGCCGGAGGUUUUGGAUGGUACCCAACUGGCCGCCGAUUGGACUUUCUCGGGAUUGCAAAAGUUUGGACAGGGUCUGCUUGACCGUCUGCGUGGUCAAAAGCUGCCCAACCAGCUGCUCGAAAGGGUUAACAUUGUGGAAAUUCCAGGCAUUUUGGAGGUCCGGAAGCAGGUGUCCAAGUACUUCCCGUUCAACGAUGCCUGCCAGUGGUUUAUUGAUCGCGCUGACAUCAUCUUCCUGGUGUACGACCCAUCCAAGCUGGACGUUGGACCAGAAACUGAAGCCAUCCUGGACCAGCUCAAGGGACGAGAAUAUCAGACCCGAAUCCUACUAAACAAAGCUGAUCAAGUGAAACCUGAGGAGCUGUUGCGAGUGCAGAGUGCCUUGAUCUGGAACAUUUCUCCGCUGAUGUCGUCGGCGCAACCACCGGUCAUGUACACGGUGUCUCUAUGGUCCAAUCCGUUCGAAGUAGGAGCACCCGUCCGUCUGCUCCAAGCACAGGAACGAACUUUGCUGCUCGAUCUUGGCCAGGCUAUCGAUAAACGAAUUGAGAACAAAAUUGCCAGUGCACGUCGAUUUGCGGUUCGCGUCCGCAAUCACGCGAAGAUGGUGGAUUGCUACCUCACUACGUACUACAACCACAAGACGCUGUUCGGUAAUAAGAAGCAGAUUUCCGAGAAAAUCAUUGCCAACCCGCAGGACUAUCACAUCUACGAGGGCCUUUCGACGUUGACCAACAUUUCUCGAUACGAUCUGCCCGAUCCGGAAGUUUAUCGGGAUUUCUUCCACCUGAACCCUCUGUACGAGUUCAAGAAGCUUUCCGAAACGUGCACAUACUUCCGCGGCUGUCCGAUCAACAAGCUCGACGUUGCGAUUGCGUACGAGCUGCCCGAACUGGUCGGCAAGUACAAGAAAAUGUCGGAGGCUGCUCUUGCUAAGCUGGAUGUACUCACGCCCACAUCCGAUUUCGGCAAGGGGAAAUCGAAUAGUUGA